AUGGCCAAUAUUCCGCGACGCUGCGGCCUUUUAAACGCGCGGUGGGCCAUUGUUAUCCAAAUGAUUCGCCCAGCACCACACCAUCUUCUUGCCCUGGGCAUCCUCGGCAUAUCAUCUAUCUGGGGAUUUGUCGGGUAUUGGGGCCACAUGUUUGAUAACUUCGAUACAAUCGUCGCCACAGGACACUUGCCAGAUGGACGCGUAAUGCGAAUGAGAUAUACGGGGGUUGACGCAUUGGAUCAUCGCAUGACGCCGGUAAUUGCAUUCUACGAAGUGCUCAGCAACGGACUCUCCAUGGGCCCGCGGAUGCUCUUCUUCAACAUCAAUUUCGUUGUCAUCUGCACGAAUGUCUGGGUUAUGAUUGAAAGUCGUAGGCGUGGUAUGCAGAGUGCGGCAUUGAAAUAUCCCUUCGCCUUCAUGAUCGUGUGGAAUUUCAUCGGCGCUGCUCUCAUUCAACCUCAUUAUCUUUACAUCAUUGUUCAAGGCAACCUUAAGCAGCGGGAUCCAACGAUCCCCCGACACGAAGCUACCGCCCUGUUUCUGACAACUAUCUCUGCAAUUCUAUGCCCUUCACUACUCUUUGCACCCACUUGGCUGCAAACAAGCACCUGGACCCACCACGGGCUGGUCGCACUCUUCCACGCCACACCCAUCCUGCUCGCCAUGAUCUUCGAUAUCAGCAAGCGGAUACUCGGGUCUCCAGCGGGUCAUUUCCUGGCUCGAUCCCCAGCCGAAAACGACCCCCGAAGACACCCUGACCAGCCUUGGUUAGUUGCGUCGUACAUUCUAGCGGGUGUAAUCUCAGGCAUGGUGCACUUGUUCACCGUGAUCACUGCUCUGAAGACGCGCAACCCAGACGCAACACUUUCCCGACUCUUUGUUCCGACCUGGGAGCGACUGGCAACAGCAAAUACUCUGCCCUUGUCAUGGAUGGGGCAGAGAUCGAAUACAUCCGCUAUUAAUAGCGAUGGUACAGGGACAGCAAAUAAAACAGCCGAGGUCCUGGAGCAGUUCCACCUUUUUAGCCAGUUUGACUGGAUUGUGGUCUCGCUGGCUUGCAUCGUAUUCACGUAUCUUCUCUUGUCCAGAGCGAGGGAGAGCAAAUCAGCGAGACGGGAGGUAAAUACUCACCAUUCUAAGAUGUCUGAUGUUGAAAAGAGGGACUUGGGUCUUCUCCUCCUCGGCACGAUUGUGUUGGGCCCGGGGGCGGCUGGCUCCUUCGGGCUGGCAGUGCGUGAGUCAAAACUGAGGCAGCAGUGGAACCAGGCGAAGAAAUCGCAGUAG
Molecule: messenger RNA, 1284 nt
Organism: Aspergillus caelatus
Lineage: Eukaryota; Fungi; Ascomycota; Eurotiomycetes; Eurotiales; Aspergillaceae
Exons: 3
Coding region: 1-1284 (427 amino acids)
Source: RefSeq, a predicted model, not a curated record